This is a messenger RNA of Exophiala dermatitidis NIH/UT8656, 960 nucleotides long. RefSeq lists its product as uncharacterized. The transcript has a single exon. The record is from RefSeq and is a predicted model, not a curated record. Lineage: Eukaryota; Fungi; Ascomycota; Eurotiomycetes; Chaetothyriales; Herpotrichiellaceae. The coding region runs from base 1 to 960 and encodes 319 amino acids.
AUGUGCGUACGUACGAAGACCUCGUACGGCUGUGGGUGCGAGUUCAAGACUACCGUUGAGUGUCACUCAUCACGCUGUCAAGGCCUGGAGCGAUACCACUACCCCCGAGAAGGGGAUUGCCGUGCUUGCAAAUUGGGCGGCCAAGAAGUGACUCGUGGCCGAGAAGGCAAAGGACGCUAUGCUCAAGAACUCUCCAAGAACAGCUCAAUGGGAGCCAUCAGCCGGCUCUCAGGUGAAGGCCAUCCAUCUUGUCCUUUGGACAUCGGCGGAGGCAUCAGCCCCUGGGCGGCUCCUACGAAACGAGAGAAGGAAUGGCAUAGUCCUUCCAGAAAGAAGGCUGAUGAAGCGUGGCUGCAAGAGCAUGUUGAAAGGAACUCGGAUCUACAAACGAUUCGCGAGUCAGCCUCGACUAUUUCCGCAUCACCGCCACCCUCUACUGCCGCCCAGCAACCUGAUCGUCGAGCUCGAGCCGCAAAGGUGUAUGAGCUUGGUGAACCACAGUCUUACAACGAGUUCGAUGAAUAUAUCGAGCGCCCACACCGACGAGAGUUGACCGAAGCGCCAGUCCAGGUAGAGGUUCGAAGUGCGCCAGAUCAUGCUAUACGGCUGAGUCGUCGACCGGUUCACCAAAGACGGAGGCAUGAUAGUCAGGAGAGUUUCGGGAGUCUUCGCAGUUCCCAAUCUUCUUCGCGAAGAUACAGACUCGCGUCGGGGGCGUACACAGCUUAUGAUCCUGUUGAGCCAUGCGACUCUGGGUAUGGAUCAUACGGAACCCCAGCUUGCAACGUCUAUGAAGUAGCCAAGACCGAGCCCUACAACUAUUCUACAGCACCACGAACCGUGAGCGUUAAACCGUCUUCGACAGCAUUCUGUGGCGUCUACCAAACCGGGUUCGGCAUUGGAGGUGUCGACAUUGUCUCAAGAACUCCGCUCUACGCAUACAGCACUAGGAGGCUUUGA